CGCAAGUGGCGCUGACUUCGAAUACUGCAGAUGAUCACUGCACUGUGCGUAGCUGUCUGCUAGCUGUCACUUUACGACGGGACAAGAGUGAAUUGUAAAAGAUGUUCGGUUGUUGUUGGUGUUGUGCUGCAUUACGUCCCAGAUACAAAAGACUCGUUGACAACAUCUUUCCAGUCAAUCCACAGGAUGGCUUGAUUAAAAACAAUAUGGAAAAACUGACGUUCUACUCACUGAGCAGUCCUGAGAAAUUGGACAGGAUUGGGGAAUACCUGUUUCAACGCGCUUCCAGAGAUAUUUACAGGAGGAGAAAUGGCUUUGUCGUUAUCGCCAUGGAAGCAAUGGACCAGUUGUUGGUAGCUUGUCACGCACAGACUUUGAAUCUCUUUGUCGAAAGUUUCUUGAAAAUGGUGCAAAAGUUAUUAGAAUCCACGGAUCCUCAGUUACAAAUCCUUGCAACUCAAUCGUUUGUCAGAUUUGCCAAUAUUGAGGAGGACACGCCGUCGUAUCACACACGUUACGACUUCUUUGUGUCGAAGUAUUCCGCAAUGUGUCAUUCUAAUAAUGACAAUCCCACCAUUCGCAAGCAAAUUAGACUUGCUGGAAUUCAAGGACUGCAGGGCGUCGUGAGAAAGACUCUGUCAGAUGACUUAGUCGAGAAUAUUUGGGAGCCUGUACAUAUGGACAAGAUCGUACCGUCAUUACUGUAUAAUAUGCAAAAUUCAAGAUACGCCGAUAAGGAAGAUGCAACACCGGACAGUCCAACCGAGGAACGAUUGGAUCCUCCACAAUUUGCAGAAACUUGCAUGCGAGAACUAAUUGGACGUGCAUCAUUUGGUCACAUCAGAUGCGUUAUAAGACCUGUAUUAAGGCAUCUGGAUAAUCAUCAACUGUGGGUUCCUAAUUAUUUUGCAAUACAUACUUUUAGAAUAAUUAUGUUUUCUAUUCAGUCGCAGUAUUCUUACACUGUGGUAGAAGCUUUAAUGACGCAUCUCGACGAUCAUUCCAAGUCGCCUCCGAAAAUUCGUACCAGCAUGGCGGAUACUUUAUCGAAAAUUAUAUCAAUCGCUGCAGGUGAAAGUGUUGGGCCAUCCGUACUGGAAAUUAUAAAUUCCUUGUUGUCUCAUCUUCGAGUUAGCGUAACAAGAAAUCAGUCGUCGAGUGUUGAUGAGCGAUUGUACCAAGAAGCUCUUAUUAACGCCCUCGGAGAAUUUGCAAAUCAUCUUCCGGAUUAUCAAAAAAUUGAGAUUAUGAUGUUUAUCAUGAGUAAGGUUCCGUACAGUCAGCCAGACCGCGUUGAACCAGUUGGUAAAGGAGAUGUAUUGCUCCAAAGCAUACUCUUAAAGUCAUUAUUGAAGGUCGGAACAAAGUAUCAAACAAUCCAGUUGAACACAACGUUUCCACCUAGCUUUUUGAACCCGCUGCUCAGAAUGUCAUUAGCAGCGGAUGCUGAAAUGAGGCUUCUUGUACAAAAAAUAUUUCAUACUCUGAUCGACAGACAUCGGAACAUCACGAAACUCGCUAAGCCAACCGUGAACGUAGCAGAACUCGGACUUGUUAUUGAGAAAGCAUCUAGACCUGACGUAAUCUUUAUUCGGAAACAUGGUCACGAGAUCUACUUAGCACUGUACGAAUCGUUGGAGAUGUGCAGUAACUCCGUAGAAAAUUUGGAAUCUAUUUACACGACAUUGGCAUUACUUGCCAUCGAAUUGGCUUCUGAGGAGACCGUAAUGGACUUGUUGAGAUUGGUAUUGAGCCUUCAGGACUUGGCGCUGACAAAUGUGCAAAUCAGUCUUUCACUUAAGUUCAAUUUACACGCGACAGUUAUCAGUUUGUUGGUUUUGAUAUCGUAUGUUUGUAAUAUUACCGCUCUUAUGGACUACGCGAAAAAAGUAGUGGAAGCGCGCCGAAAUGAUAGCCCACAUUUGCUACCGGAUUUGCAAUCGAAGUAUGACACUGGUCUGACGUCUAGAUUGGCGCCGGCUCUUUUAGUUGAUCAAACUGUUGUCCACGAGUGCCUAAAAGGAGCCGGUUUUGAUUGUGGAAAAUUGCAAGGCUCGGGUUAUAGUAAUUCUCUACAACACAGGCAUUCUUGGGUCGAUGCUGGACGUAAUUCGCUGGCUGAUAUUAACUCUGGAGGUCCAGAAUUGGACAGUGCAGGCUCAUCACCUAGCGUGCAAAAGAAAUUACCUGGCGAGGAAUUAACAUUUGAAAGCAUGAAAAGAAUUUUGACGGAGAAUAACAAUAAUCAGGGUGUGGAAGAAGAAAAGCGAAUGCAGCUUUCCGAGUUCUUUAGAAACGCACCAUUCCAAGAUCUAGUGUCAAAGACGCAGCCAAAGCACGAAGUCUUACAGAGUAAAUUAUCGGAGAUAUUCAAUUCUUUGUCUGUUGAUCCACGCAACGCAGUUCCCACGACUGGGCCACAGACAGACGCUAAACCAAGUCAGACACCAGCUUACGAGAUACACUUUCCUGAGCUGUUUGUAUAUUAAAAUAUUAAUAUUCUUGUUGCGUUAUAAUGUUAACCAAAAUGUAGUGUUGCAUUGUAUUAGACCUUGUAUAUGUGACAGCAAUAUGAACCGUAGUCUAAAUGGCUAAACGAGUAGUAUGGCUAACUGCUAUAUGCCUUAUAUAGAUUGAUUAAUGUAUAUAGUAAAAGUUAAGGUACGAGAUCUUUUUAUGUUUUAUAUAGCUGGUCACAUAUAGUUUUUGAUGUUAAAAGUUAUCUCUGCUUAUUCGUCUCUGAUAAGCAAGUAUUUAAUCAUGCUCUCAGUAUACUCCAAGCUCGUGAUUGGAAGAUGGCAAUAUAGUCAUAGAUACAGAAAAGUUGUUGCGAAUAUACUUUACAAAUAAAAAUUAAGACACAUGUUAUCAACGUGAAAGAAAACAUUUAAUAUCUCGUGAUGCUCGUCUCUGGUUUUCACGAUUAUUUGACGACGCGAUAUGUAUGGGGAAAAAUGCAUAUGCUUGAUGAAGCAAUACAA
Molecule: messenger RNA, 2981 nt
Organism: Ooceraea biroi (clonal raider ant)
Lineage: Eukaryota; Metazoa; Arthropoda; Insecta; Hymenoptera; Formicidae
Gene: stmA
Product: Protein EFR3 homolog stmA
Biological process (GO): protein localization to plasma membrane
Cellular component (GO): plasma membrane
Source: RefSeq, a predicted model, not a curated record